Messenger RNA from Bursaphelenchus okinawaensis, 2641 nucleotides. The record is from the annotation of a GenBank genome assembly. Lineage: Eukaryota; Metazoa; Nematoda; Chromadorea; Rhabditida; Aphelenchoididae.
AUGGAUAACAACGGUUCUGCGGACUUAAAGCAACUCUUAAUGAAUGGAAUGUCGCCACAACUCCAACUUGCUCAGCUGCUACAACAACAACAGCAGCAACAACAGCAACCGAUGUACAAUAACAAUGCUAACCCGUUGAUGCAGAUUCUCCAGAGCCCAAUGGGAUGUCAACUGCUGAAGGCGAUGGCACAGAACGGUGGUCAACUUGGUAACCUGGGCCAGAAUUUGGGAGACUUUGGCCAGAAUGGUUCGAAUGGUGCUUUGGGACCGAACGAUUAUGGCAAAAAUGGACAGACUUCUAGCUAUCAAGCUCCAGCCUUUGGUCAGAACGCUAAAUUUGGACAAAAUUCACCAAGAAACAUCCCUGCCCGAAGCAAAGAAACCAAGCGAAAGAAUGUGAUCAAGGAAAAUCAACCACCAGUCGACUACAAUCACCUUCAGACCAUGAACAACAUCAAACAAGAGGCCCAAAACAUGUUCCCAGAUGCCCAACGCUUCUCUCCAGAUGCCCAGACCUUCGCCGCCGCCCAAACUUAUCAAGAAGCCAACAACAAUUCAAUUCAGAACAAUCAACAGGCCGGAUCAAGCUCUCAGCCUCUCGGAUCAUUGAAUGUAGCCAUCGACCAGUCGAUUCAUCAAUUCCAGCCACUUUCAUCGACGACUUCUAUUGAUGAAGGUGUUCACACUUCUUCCACUAGUCCAGCUGAUACGAGAAGUGGUCCAGUCAGUCCAUUGGAUGUUGGAAAUGAUCUGGAACUGCCAAAGGAAGGUGAUCAAGGAGACAGGAAGCGACCAGCCGCCAUUAUGGAGCUUUUGAAUAACAAGAAGAGAAGAUUGGAGCUUAAGAAGGAUAAUGUAGGUUUUGAUUUUGAAUUUUUGGUAUAAAGGGCAGAUUUUUUGUUUUGGAAAGAAAGUUUUUGUAUUUUUUGUUUUGGAAAGAAAGUUCUUGCGAUUUUUUCGGUUUGUAAAGAAAGUUCUUGCGAUUUUUUUGGUUUGUAAAGAAAGUUGUUACCUAAAAUUUAUUUUUAUUUAUGGUUGGGAUCUAAAGUAGUAUUAUUUGUACCUAAAAUGAAUUUUUAUAUAUCUUUGUUACCUAAAAUACAAUUUUCUAUUUUUUAAAAUAUUUUUGUUAUCUAAACUUUGAAAAUUGUUUCAUUUCAGAACGAAACCGAUGGUACUCAAAAGGAAAAUUGGUCAGAAUUGUUCAACCGAGCCGGUGCCCGCGAGGACGAUACAGAAACUACAUCAUCGUCAGGUUCAAAGCACGAGGUCAAAUCAGAAGACGUCAGAUCAAGCCUAGAGGACGGAAGCUUAUUCAGAUCACUGUUCGGCAAUCAGAACAGUUCGGAGGAAACGGAAGUGAAGCCAGAAGUGUUUGGUUCUCAGGCUUUAUCAACAAGCUUCACUAAUGCGUCAAUGUUUGAGUUGCCAAAAGCUCGAGAGGUGGCUCAUGAUGAUAUAUUCUCCGAAGUGCCUGGCCGACUUUCACUACUGAGCAACGUCACGAAGCACAAGGUUGGUUUUAGUUUUUUGUUUGAUUUUUAACAUAAAAAUGGGUUUUUUGAAUAACUUGACGAAAUGUCACAAAAAUUAUUGGUUUUUUGACGAAGUGUCACAAAUUUAUUGCUUGUCAUUUUUUGUAAUUUGAUUGUAAAAGUCGGUUUUUACAUCACUUUUUGACUUUAAUUUUUGAUUUUUUUUUGUUUAUUUGUUACUAAUUUUUAAUAUUAUUGUAGAUGACAGUUGCGGAAGUACGUCGACGAGUCCUCGGCCCGGAGUGCUUCAACUUUUCGCUGCUGGGGGCCUUGCUACGACGUGCGAAGAUGCCUGAGAAGUCACAGGCCCUAUUCGAUGAUCUUCAGAAGGUUGGACUGUCGAUACCCCGAGGCCGAAGACGGAACGUCACGGUAUCCCUUAUGUCAGCCCUUACUGAAGCAGAGGCAGAGCAAUUGGUCCACGAUUUUGCCAAGGUUAGUGACGAUAAGUUCCCUAUCCAGGAAUUUGUCGAUCACCAGUUUGCACAGUAUUGCAACAACAUGGACGCCUUGAAGAUGAGGGCGUUGGAGCUCAACAUAACCAAGAAGGUGGUUGGCGAGUUUAUUGGAUUGUUACAGAUGGAUCGGUCGGAGAUAAAGGAUUUGGUGAGUUUGAUUUUUUAUUUUUUGAAUAUUUUAGAAAAGAAGUUUUAAAGAUUGCACAGUGCACACAUUUUUUGGUUGCAAUCAUUUUUCAAAAAUUUUUUCGUUUCUAAUUUUAAAGCAAAUAGGUUAAAAUUAGUUUUAGCAGUAUUUUAUCAACUCUUUCUAAAUUUUUUAAAAAGUAUUUGUUACCUAAAAUUACAGAGAAAUUGCACAGUGCAUUAAAUAAAAAGUUUUGCACUGUGCAAAAAAAUAAUUGACUGCACGGUGCAGCUAAAUAAAUAAUAUAAAUUUACUUAUUUUUUGCAUUUUAGAAGCCAGAACCAGUGUUACCGUCGAAUAUUCAAGAUCCUCUAUCAACAUACUCGAUGCUCACGCAUGGCUUUGGAACGCCGGCUCUUCAAGUGGGCGUGAACAUGUUGGGAACAUUUGUCGACCGCCAAAUGGCCCUGCUCACAGCUGAAGUCGCCCGAAUCGCCAAGGUUCACCCCCAUAGUCAUUAA